GAGAGAGGAGGAAGAAGUCUUUUAAGCAUAUGAAACACAAGUGCUUUAAAACUGGAUAGGUUCUGUGCAUGUUAAGGGCAAUUUAGUUAAGCAAGUUCUCCUGUUUUACUGUGUGGAUGCCAAGCUCAAGCUUUACCUAUUUCAUUGCAUCUUUUAUUUGUACACAUACUUCAUCAGGACUACAACAAGAUGGCUCAAAAUCGUAGACUCUCCAGUGCCAGUUAUGACACCAGUGCCUCAGAUCACAGCAGAGAGAUUUCUUCUAGAAUGACCAGAAUGUUAGAUGAACAUGGAUACAACAUGCAGAAAGAACUUGGACAUGGGGAAGAGUGUUCAGGAAGAGUGUUUCUGGUCACAGACAUAGAUGGAGAUCCCUAUGUGGUCAAACAGCUGAAUUCAAGAGAUAGGAAGGAGCUGGAAAGAGUCCACAAGGAAAUCAAGAUCUUAAAUAAAAUAAACUGUGGAUAUAUUGUUUCUUAUGUGGAAUCAUUUGAAGAUAAAGAAGCUGAACUCUUUUAUAUUGUGAUGGAGUAUUGUGCAGGAGGAGAUCUUAAUGAGAGGAUGAAAGCACAAAAAGGGAAAGGCUUUGAAGAGCAUCAGAUUCUUGACUGGUUUGUUCAGAUUUGUAUGGCACUGCAGUAUAUUCAUGAUGAGAGGAGGAAUGUUUUUCACGGAGAUAUCAAACCUCAGAAUAUUUUUCUGACUGAAGAUGGCUACAUCAAUCUAGGGGAUUUUGGAUCCUCAAACGUGCAGAAAAGAGCAAAUCCUUAUACAAAAUCAGUUGCAGGUGCAGAUCUCUAUUUCAGCCCAGAAGUUUAUCAGAACAAAUAUACUUCCAAAAGUGAUAUUUGUUCACUGGGAUGGGUGCUCUAUGAUCUCUGCAUGCUGGAUGUUUGGUCAGAUGUCAAUAGACGUCGCUUUCAACAAGCCUCCCUCAAUGUAGGAAAUCCUCUUGAAUUCUCAAAUAUGUAUUCACCGGAUCUGCAGGACUUAAUCAAAGAAAUGGUCAGCACUGACCCUACAUCCAGACCUUCAGCUGAUGACAUUCUAGCAAAACCCUUCCUAAGAGAGGCCGUAGACAGAAACAAGACAUUUCCACAAGCACUGGAACAAAGGUUCAUGAUGUCCUUGAAUAUCUUUGAUGAGACCUACAAUGAGCACUAUGAUCAAUUUGAGGCCUUAGUUAAAGAGUGGGGAGAAACAACGGAUUCGCUAGAGAAGGUUCAUCAUAAAUAUACAGCAGGUGCGCUGUCAGGUUCAGUGAUUGGAGCAGCUGGAGGAAUCACUGCAGUGGUUGGUGCAAUUUUGGCACCUUUUACUUUUGGUGCAUCUCUGAUUGUAACUGGUGUUGGUGUUGGAGUUGGAGUUGCAGGUGGUGUAACAGGUGCUGCUUCCAGCAUUACCAAUUCAGUCAAACAAAAAUCACUUCGUGAGAACAUUGAGAGAAUUCAGCAUAAAUUUACCGAAGUGACACCAAUUCUCGAUUCACUAAAUACAGUGAGAAAGAUACUGAGAGUAAUCCAAAAAUUCAAGGAUUUUGUCAGUGACUCUUUUGACAAUGUGCAAAUGUCAUGCAAUGUAGAGAAAAGGAAACUAAUGUGUGCCAGAGAACUCAUGAAUCUCGGUCUGCUGGCAAAUGUUGGCAGGAUUGCUGCUCAAACUGCUAGAGUAGGACGGGCUGCAGCAGCUGCCACAGCUGCAGUCACAGGAGUGUUGAGUGGAAUCCUAGUCAUUGUUGACACUGUCUUCAUAGUGAAAGACUCCAUUGACAUUCACAGGAUGAGACAGGGGAAAGUAGAUAAUCCAAAAAAGGUCAAGUCAAGUUUACUCAAGUCCAUUGCUAAAAUGAGGAAAACACAUAAAGAUCUUUGCGAUGUCCUGAAGGAAAUUAAAGAAACAAGAGAGGAACUAAACGACUAUAUAGAAAUGUCCAGGGAAAGAGAUUUAAACAGAGAUUGGGAGAGUUUAAACCCAUAAAUAUGAUACCAGUUAGAGAUUCAUGCAGCAUCCUAGAUUUGUCUGUAAGCUUGAGUGAAGAAAAAGGGUCACGUGAGGUUAGACAUUUGCAAAUAUAAAAAUCGUAGGCUUUAAAUAUACAAAGAUGCAUAUCAAAAUGUUAAUGUUGUAUGUUUUAACUCUAUGACUCUCUUCGUUAAUGUCUGGAAAAUGUUCCUAGCCUCUGCAUUCCUCUUCAUAGGGAUAGUCCACCCAAAAAUGUAAUUUCUCUCACCAUUUACUGACCCUCAUGUUGUCUCAGAUGUUUAUGACGUUCUUUCUUCAGAUGAACACAAGCAAAUAUUUUUAGUCCAUAUAAUGCAAGGGGGCAGGACCACUUUAGAAACCACGACAGUCAAUAUUAAAAUAUUAGUAUGUGUAUUCUUCUUGCAUAUGUUGUUUCACUUAAGACGACCCUGAUUUAUUACCAGGGGCUGCAUAAGUUACUGUCAUAUUCACUUUGUGUUUAGUUUUUAAGUGUCAUUUUAGAUGCCCCAUACACUUUGAGAGAUGAUUUUAAUUUUUCCCUAAAACUCUUAGUUUGUGUUCAUCUGAUAAAUGAAUGGCAUGAGGGGGGAAAGGAUGGUGUUUCCUUAUAAUCCCUUUUCCUGUAUUUUUAUUUUGGUGUUCUGCUGUGCUUAAUUUUAACUGUUGUUGUUGCACUGAACAUAUGCGUUUGACUUGUGCCAUUGCAUUUUGUUUUGUUCUGUCUUUAACCAUACUUUUGUAUUUCUGUCAGGAAAAAAAGACUUAUUCUUUCUAAUACUUGAGUACAAUUUAAAGUUGUACUUUUUUACUUUUACUAUAGUAUGUUUUUGGCAAGAUGCUUGUACUUUUG
This is a messenger RNA of Labeo rohita (rohu), 2833 nucleotides long. RefSeq lists its product as uncharacterized. Gene Ontology annotation, molecular function: lipid binding; ATP binding; protein kinase activity. NCBI's taxonomy places the organism in Eukaryota, Metazoa, Chordata, Actinopteri, Cypriniformes, Cyprinidae. The record is from RefSeq and is a predicted model, not a curated record. Gene Ontology annotation, biological process: lipoprotein metabolic process; lipid transport; protein phosphorylation. The coding region runs from base 190 to 1977 and encodes 595 amino acids. The transcript is spliced from 10 exons. Gene Ontology annotation, cellular component: extracellular region.